Molecule: messenger RNA, 159 nt
Organism: Phytophthora sojae
Lineage: Eukaryota; Oomycota; Peronosporomycetes; Peronosporales; Peronosporaceae
Exons: 1
Source: RefSeq, a predicted model, not a curated record
CUUUUUGGGCACUCUACGCGGAAAGAGCAGCAUGAUCGCGUCGGGAGGAAGCUGGGGCUUACAACAACGGGUUCUUUGCAGCUGUUCCACGCGUCGGGGAAUCGAUUGCUCUUUCGAGACCAUUUCCGAAUGGAUGUAGGUGCCUUCGACGCGCUCUAA